This is a messenger RNA of Colletotrichum scovillei, 2797 nucleotides long. Its product is annotated as O-methyltransferase. The transcript has 4 exons. Lineage: Eukaryota; Fungi; Ascomycota; Sordariomycetes; Glomerellales; Glomerellaceae. The record is from RefSeq and is a predicted model, not a curated record. The coding region runs from base 1028 to 2602 and encodes 524 amino acids. Gene Ontology annotation, molecular function: O-methyltransferase activity.
GUCGGAUCCCAAAGCAUGGACCGCCGCUAGCUAAUGAGGUGUCGUCGCAAUACUGAGCGAUUCAGCGCCCAUCCCAGUUCCUGUUCCGUCCAAGGCCCACGCUCGGUGAACCAAGAGUUCCAUCCUCGCUGUUUCGUUCCAUUUGUCUACCUCCCGUCAGUACCGUACCUCUUUGCCUCUGCCUAUCUACCAAGUAGUCCUCUGGGUCCCUACCUUACCUAUCCGUACCCAGCACCCAUCGCCCAAUGCCGUCCGUCGUAUUAAACUGGGAUGUAUCCCUCCUUGCCGUCCCCUUGGGUCCCUCUGGUGUUUUGAUGAGAGUUUUCGAUUGUUUCCCCCCAAACUUCUCGGCGCUCACAAACUCAUCGCCGCAAACUCACCACAAACUUGUUUACCAGACAAACCGUUCAGUCCUCAAUUUCCCGUGUCCGUACUUCACAGCCAUUGGCGAACUUGGUAUAAAGCUGUCACCGUUUCUUUUGCAUGCCAGCUGGCCCUGAUUUGUGUCAGUCGAGACCGAGUCCGUGUCCUCGGGUCCCUCUGUGUCACAAUCGUUCCGAGCGUCGCCGCAACCCUGUCUGUCACCUCUCUCCGCGAAUCUGUCGCCCAACUUAUUUCAGAGGAUCGCGGGAAUCGACUCCCGUGUAGUUCUGAGGCAUUGGGAAGGUGUGUACAAGUGCCUUUUUUACCAUCUUCUUUCCCUCAUAUCGAAUGCAUCUCCAAAGUAGCCUCCCGAAUAGUACUCCUUUGCCCCCAUAUCUUGUUGCCCCGCAGCUUCAUCGUCUGGCGCAUCCCUUCACCAUGUACCUGCCUUAGCCCAAUCUAGCUCAAUCUCAAGCUCGAGCACAGAUGGCUAAUGAAGGCGGAGUCUGCGAUCAACGAUGCUAGUGCUCCUGUAUCUCAAGCGGGUGAACCGCCCCCUUUCCUGGCGCGUGCGAUCCCCUUCACCCAUGCUAACUAGAAAAGCACAAAGUCCCCUCGACACCCGCAGACCAUCAACAUCUUUGUUCUGACUGCCAUCGCAAAGAUGAACAAAUUCAAGUUUAGCAACUGGCUGGGUACCAGCCCGUCACCCACCGCCGCAGAGGUUGAGCAGAAGAAGCAAAACCGACGAUCAUUCACCCCAUUCAUUACUCGUUCUCCCGCCAAACCCAGAGACGAUGUCCCCAAUGGAGCGCCAAUUUCAAAGCCCGCGCCUGUCGCCUCGGAGAAGCCUACGUACACGCCGUCGAGGUUAACGGAGCUUGCUAAGAAGAUUGCAUCCGAAACAGAGAAGCUGGAGAGGUACAUGCAAGAGAACAAUCUUCCAAUGCCUUCCUUGGAUCCAAAUGGCCCCAGCGACUUUCCCAAGCUUCCCGAGGACAUCCAAAAGAGUCGUAUGGAGAUUAUCUUUGCGACGAGAGAGCUCGAAGCAUUGGCUCACGGCCCAAGAGAGGAUGUUCGGUGGAAGACGUGGAGUUUUCAAGACAGUCUGAGCCUUCAACUUGUCAAUCACUUUGGCAUCGCCAAGCUCGUACCCAUCGACGGCACUAUCACACUGGCAGAGCUCCAAACCAAGACGGCACUGGAUCCUGUUAACCUUGCCCGUGUCCUGCGUCAUGUCAUGACAAACCGUAUCUUCCGCGAGCCGUCCCAUGGAGUAAUUGCGCAUACCGCGGCAUCACGCCUCCUGGCCGAAGACCAAGCUCUUCAGGAUUGGGUGGGCUACAACCUCGAAGACAACUUCCCGGCUUCUGCGCACGUUUUGCAGGCUCUUAAGGCCUAUCCAGAAGCCACGUCUCUCACACGAACCGGCUUCAACUUUGCAUUCGACACCGUAGACAAGGAGCCAAUGUUUGUCACCUUUGGCAAGGACCCUCCUCGCGCCAAGCGAUUCGGCGGUGCCAUGCUCAGCUUGACGGGCGGAGAGGGCUACGAGGUCAAGCAUCUCGUCGACUCGUAUGAUUUUGGAGAGAUUGAUGCCAGGGGAGGAACCAUGGUCGACAUUGGCGGUAGCCAUGGGUUCGUGUCGAUCGAUCUGGCCAAGAAGUGGAAGAACAUGAAGUUUGUGGUUCAGGACCUUCCCAAGACUGUGGAUUCGGCGCCAAGCCCGUUGUGCGACGACGCUCAGGUUGCAGAGCGCGUUCAGCUCAUGGCGCACGACUUUUUCAAGGAGCAGACCGUCAAGGAUGCCGAUGUCUACUUUUUCCGCUGGAUCAUGCACAACUACUCGACGCCCUACGCCAUUUCCAUCCUCAAGAACCUCGUUCCGGCACUCAAACCUGGCGCCAGAGUAGUCAUCAAGGACCACUGCCUCCGCGAGGCCGGACAGGAGUCGCCCUGGGACGAGCGCAUCAUUCGCAGCAUGGACAUGGUGAUGCUGGCAGUUCUCAACGCGCAGGAGCGCAACGAGGACGAAUACCGCGAGCUCUUUAGGGCCGCGGACGAGCGGUUCGUGUUCAAGGGCGUGAUGAGGCCCCCGGGCUGCAGGAUGAGCAUCAUUGAAGCGGUGUGGGCUCCCGAGGCGGGGAGCGAGGGCGAUGGCGAAGGUGGCAGGAUCGAGGCGGAUGCCCAGACGGAUGCGGGGUCUGCUGAUUCUGCUGUUGUUGUGGAGGUGAAGUGAUUGCGAUUGCGAUGCGAUUGCGAUACGAUGCAGUGUAUUCCUACCUUACCUUUGCCCGGAUGCGCGGGCCUCCCCUCCUGUGUGCGAUACCCAGUUCGUUUGUUAGAUUAUUUGUUUAGAUUUCUGUUCUGUCACAGAGAUCCCUGAGACGAGUCGAUAUGAUCGAUCUCGGGGAUCUAAUUAUAAUGCCUGCAC